AUGCUGAUUGUGAAUUGCUUGUCGCUGCUUCUUUGGAUCCUGUUUGAUGAGGGUCUUUUAACACCUCUGCAAUCGCUGUCACCAAGGACUUCAGGACGCAUAGACAGUGACCAAAUAAUUGAUCUGUCAGGAGAUGGAGCUCCUAUGCUCCAACGUGUUAGACGUGGCUGGAUCUGGAACCAGUUCUUUGUGCUGGAAGAAUAUAUGGGGUCAGAACCCCAAUAUGUGGGAAAGUUGCAUUCUGACUUGGAUAAUGGUGAUGGUGCUGUAAAGUACACCCUCUUGGGUCAAGGAGCUGGCACCAUUUUCACCAUUGAUGAGAUAACAGGAGAUAUUCAUGCUAUCAGGAGCCUGAACCGUGAAGAAAAGUCUUACUAUGUUCUAAGUGCACAGGCUGUGGACACAGAGACAAGUAAACCUCUGGAGCCUCAAUCUGAGUUCAUCAUCAAGGUUCAGGAUAUUAAUGAUAAUGAGCCAAAGUUUCUCGAUGGACCCUAUACUGCCAGUGUUCCUGAAAUGUCUCCAGCAGGUGCCUUUGUGAGACAGGUGACAGCCACAGAUGCUGAUGACCCCACAUAUGGAAACAGUGCCAGAGUGGUGUACAGUAUCCUGCAUGGACAGCCCUACUUCUCUGUGGAUCCCAAAACAGGUGUCAUCCGCACAGCUCUAUCAAACAUGGACAGAGAAGUAAAGGAGGAUUAUGAAGUGCUCAUUCAGGCCAAAGACAUGGGAGGGCAGAUGGGAGGAUUAGCAGGGACAACGACCGUAAAUAUUACCCUCACUGAUGUCAAUGAUAAUCCACCAAGAUUUUAUAAGAAUAUCUUCCACCUGAAGGUUCCUGAAUCCUCCCCAGUGGGAUCAGCUAUCGGCAGAAUAAAAGCCAAUGACGCUGAUAUUGGGAAGAAUGCUGAGAUAGACUACAGCAUCGUUCCUGGAGAUGGAUUGAACGUGUUUGACAUUACCUCUGACAAGAGCACGCAAGAAGGAGUUAUACAUUUGAAAAAGCCUCUGGACUAUGAAAAUAAAAAGUCAUACAUAUUCAAAGUUGAUGCUGUGGAUCCACACCCUGAUCAUCGCUUCCAGUCCAUGGGUCCUUUCAAAGACACAGCAACAGUGAAGAUCACUGUUGUUGAUGUGGAUGAACCACCAGUGUUCAGCAGAGCCUUUUACAUCAUGGAUGUGUAUGAAGAUACCAAUGUGGGCAGCAUUAUAGGUGCGGUUACAGCACAGGAUUCUGAUGUCAGCAACAGUCCUGUCAGGUAUUCAAUUGACCGAAGCACUGACCAAGAAAAGUACUUUACUAUCGAUGACGUUGAAGGCACAAUUGCUACAAAUGAAAUUCUGGACAGAGAGGAUGUUUCUCAGUACAGCAUCUCUGUUAUAGCACAGAAACUCAGCAACCCUGACCUAAUUAGCAGAGUCAAUGUGACCAUUCAAGUUUUAGAUGUGAAUGAAUAUGCACCUGAAUUAGCAGUACCUUAUGAGAACCUGAUGUGUGAAAAUGCCAAGAAUGGCCAGAUAAUUGGGUCUAUCGGUGCUGAAGACAAAGAUAAACCACUCACUGAGCAGCAGUUUCACUUCAAGCUGUCACCCGAGAGUGCCACAAACCCAAACUUCACACUCCACGACAAUGGCAACAACACAGCUGGCAUUGUAACCAAGAGGAAUGGCUUCAGUCGCAGGCAGCAGGAAUUCUAUUUUCUUCCUAUUGUGAUCUCGGACAGUGGCUAUCCAGUACAAAGCAGCACAAAUACACUGACCAUCCGGGUGUGUAGAUGUGACGUGGAUGGCACUAUCCUGUCCUGUAAUGUAGAAGCAAUCUUCCUACCAGUGGGUUUGAGCACAGAGGCACUGAUAGCAAUCCUGCUUUGCAUCAUUAUACUACUUGUGAUUGUGGUGCUCUUUGUGGCACUGCGAAGGCAGAGGAAGAAAGAGAUUUGCAUGACCUCUAAGGAAGAUAUCAGGGACAACGUGAUCAGUUAUGAUGAUGAAGGAGGAGGAGAGGAGGACACACAAGCCUUUGACAUUAGCACACUGAGGAAACCAGAUGUGAUGGAAGAUGCUCAAUUGCGUAGGGAUGUAAAACCAGAGAAGCUCCAUCCGCAACUUCGAACCAUUGUUAUACAGAACAACACAGAUAUCAGAGAUUUCAUUAACCAGAGGUUGCAAGAGAAUGAUGCAGAUCCCAGUGCACCUCCUUAUGAUUCCCUAGUGACAUAUGCCUAUGAAGGAAAUGGUUCCACAGUUGAGUCACUUAGUUCCUUAGAAUCAGUUACUUCAGAGACUGAGCAGGAAUAUGAUUACCUCAGUGACUGGGGACCUCGGUUCAAAAAGCUGGCAGACCUUUAUGGAACCGAAGAAACUAAUAACCCACAAAAUACCACCAAGCAACUGUCAUUUUAAGAGCUGGUAGAUCUAAGAACAUGCCAAGUUUCAUCUUUUCUAUGGCUGCCAUUGUUACUUGCUAUGUCAACUAUUAUUUUACUGUGAAAUAGUUUUAUUAGGUGCUGCAAAGAAUACAGCUUGUAAGAUUGAUGUGACAUUGUGAAAUUGGAGAGAGGCAGACUAGUGCAGUUGUAAUAAGAUUCAUGCAAUUGUAACGGA
Callorhinchus milii (elephant shark) is the source of this 2604-nucleotide messenger RNA. RefSeq names its product cadherin-12. Gene Ontology annotation, molecular function: cadherin binding; calcium ion binding. The coding region runs from base 1 to 2403 and encodes 800 amino acids. Gene Ontology annotation, biological process: homophilic cell-cell adhesion; cell-cell junction assembly; cell morphogenesis. Gene Ontology annotation, cellular component: catenin complex; plasma membrane; adherens junction. The transcript has 11 exons. The record is from RefSeq and is a predicted model, not a curated record. Lineage: Eukaryota; Metazoa; Chordata; Chondrichthyes; Chimaeriformes; Callorhinchidae.